UCUUGUGUGCGUGUCAUUGCCUCUCUUCUGCACAUGCGCACAACUCAUGCUGUCAGGCUGCGCAUUUCCCGGCUGAAGAAUGGCAUCUCGUUCUAUAUCUGCAGCUUAUCGCUUGCUUCUCUCACCCGUACCGCUCCGGUCAGGAUUCAGACAAACGCAGCAGGCCCUGUCUGCUGUGUGGAUGCAGAAUAGAGACUACUCAAUACCCCCACCAGCCAAGUAUGGAGGAAGGCAUACAGUAACCAUGAUCCCAGGGGACGGCAUUGGGCCUGAGCUUAUGCUACACGUGAAAGAAGUAUUUAGGCAUUCCUGUGUGCCAAUUGAUUUUGAGGUGGUCAAUGUGAAUUCGACAUCUAAUGAUGAAGAUGACAUUCAGAAUGCCAUAACAGCCAUCCGUCGCAACAGGGUCGCGCUAAAAGGUAACAUUGAGACAAACCAUAACAUGCCGCCUUCUCAUCGCUCACGAAAUAAUCUGCUCCGCACAAGUCUGGACCUUUAUGCCAAUGUCAUACACUGCCGCAGUGUCCCCGGGGUCCAGACCCGCCAUAAGGACAUCGAUAUUAUGAUAGUGAGAGAAAACACAGAAGGGGAAUACAGCAGCCUGGAACAUGAGAGUGUGUCCGGGGUAGUCGAGAGCCUCAAGAUCAUUACACGGGCAAAUUCACUUCGCAUCGCAGAAUAUGCAUUUAAGUUGGCUCGCGAGGAAGGACGGAAGAAGAUCACAGCAGUUCACAAGGCAAAUAUUAUGAAACUCGGGGAUGGACUGUUCCUUGCAUGCUGCAAGGAAGUAGCCUCAGGGUACCCAGAUAUCACCUUUGAGAGCAUGAUCGUUGACAACACCACAAUGCAGCUCGUGUCCAACCCACAGCAGUUUGACGUCAUGGUGAUGCCUAAUCUGUAUGGUAAUAUUGUAAACAACGUUUGCGCUGGUUUGGUUGGGGGUCCAGGACUCGUUCCAGGGGCAAAUUAUGGCAACGUCUAUGCGGUCUUUGAAACUGCAACAAGGAACACAGGCAAAAGCAUUGCCAACAAGAACAUAGCUAAUCCCACUGCCAUGCUCCUUGCCAGCUGUAUGAUGCUGGACCAUCUCAAGUUGCAUAGCUAUGCUGCCUCCAUUCGCAAAGCUAUUCUGGGCAGUAUGAAUGAACACCGGAUGCACACAGCAGACAUUGGAGGCCAGGGUACCACCUCAGAAGUGGUGCAGUCCAUCUGCAGGCAGAUUAUUGUAAAGAAUGGCAGGGCUGUCACUGUCUGAGAGGAUAUGGGUGCCAUGGGCUGGGCAGAACAAUACAAUGGAAGCCACCCAUGCAGAAGAAACUGAGCAUGCAUACUCUGGGGUUGGAAUGGAGGGAGAUCUGUUCUCCUGGUGUCGCACUGUUAUCUUUCAGCUUGUGUGUAGUGACACACUGAUUUAGUUUUUGUCAUUUAAUGCACUUUCCAUCUCAGCCUGUGGCAGUUCUUAUUGUGUGCUUAUGCCUCACCAACACUCUGUGUGUACCCGUUGUGUAUUAUGUGCCCACUGCUGGAUCUGUACCUGGAGAACAUGCAGUGCUGGUGAAGACCAAAGACACAUUAGAAAAUGGAUGGUAUAAGAGAGUAUAUACUAUAAUGUAAGAAAGGAUGUUGAGCCCAGAUGCACUGAUGAUGUUGUUAUAAGAAUAAGCUUAUUUUCCAAACUAUUCAUGAAUAAAUAUCUUGUUACACAGUCA
Messenger RNA from Xenopus tropicalis (tropical clawed frog), 1709 nucleotides. RefSeq names its product isocitrate dehydrogenase (NAD(+)) 3 gamma (gene idh3g). Gene Ontology annotation, biological process: tricarboxylic acid cycle. The transcript is spliced from 13 exons. Gene Ontology annotation, molecular function: magnesium ion binding; oxidoreductase activity, acting on the CH-OH group of donors, NAD or NADP as acceptor; NAD binding. NCBI's taxonomy places the organism in Eukaryota, Metazoa, Chordata, Amphibia, Anura, Pipidae. The record is from RefSeq and is a predicted model, not a curated record. Gene Ontology annotation, cellular component: photoreceptor inner segment; mitochondrion. The coding region runs from base 80 to 1255 and encodes 391 amino acids.